Molecule: messenger RNA, 2079 nt
Organism: Pipistrellus nathusii (Nathusius's pipistrelle)
Lineage: Eukaryota; Metazoa; Chordata; Mammalia; Chiroptera; Vespertilionidae
Source: the annotation of a GenBank genome assembly
AUGAGCGGCGGCGAAGUGGUCUGCUCGGGAUGGCUCCGCAAGUCGCCCCCGGAGAAAAAGUUGAAGCGUUAUGCGUGGAAGAGGAGAUGGUUUGUGUUACGCAGUGGCCGUUUGACUGGAGAUCCUGACGUGUUGGAAUAUUACAAAAAUGAUCAUGCCAAGAAGCCUAUCCGCAUUAUUGAUUUAAAUUUAUGUCAGCAAGUUGAUGCUGGAUUGACAUUUAACAAAAAAGAGUUUGAAAACAGCUACAUUUUUGAUAUCAACACCAUUGACCGAAUUUUCUACCUGGUAGCAGACAGCGAGGAAGAGAUGAAUAAGUGGGUUCGCUGUAUUUGCGACAUCUGUGGGUUUAAUCCUACAGAAGAAGAUCCUGUGAAGCCCCCUGGCAGCUCCUUGCAAGUGGAUUUACCGUCAGCUGUCAUUACAACACCACCGUCCGCCCAGGUGGACUCGUCCUCUGCUGCCCACCCUCCUCCAUAUCAGCUCCUUAACCUGCCGCCACAUCUGGAGACUCUUGGCAUCCAGGAGGAUCCUCAAGACUACCUCUUGCUAGUCAACUGUCAAAGCAAGAUACCUGAACCCACCAGAACACACGCUGAUUCUGCAAAAUCCACCUCCUCCGAGACAGACUGCAACGACAACGUCCCCGCCCACAAAGGCCCGGCGCCGAGCAAACCGGGGCUGAACGGCUUCUUCCCGCCACCGCACCUGGUGUACGACUCGCCGCCGCCCCGCGCCGCGCCCGCGCCCGCGGACGCCGGGCUCUACAGCCUGCCGCGCAGCUUCUCCCACGACCUGCUGCCCCGGGCGUCCCCCGCGGCCGACGCGGACGGCGAGCUCUACGUGUUCAACACGCCGCUGGCCCCCGCGGGCCUGGACGCCCCGCUGCGGCACCUGCCCGUCAGCUACGACAUUCCCCCGGCGCCCGGCAACGCCUACCAGAUCCCACGGACGUUUGCGGACGGACCCCUGGCGCAGGCGGCAAAGCUGGACCCCAUUCCGGACGUCCCCCCGCCCCGGCCGCCCAAGCCGCACGCGGCCCACGACCGCUCCCCCGUGGAAGCCGGCAGCCUCGCCCGCGCCGCCUCCGACACCGACAACAGCUACUGCGUCCCCGUCCCCGUCCCCGCCGCGGGCAUGCCGGCCUCCCGCAGCAACACCAUCUCCACUGUGGAUCUGAACAAGCUGCGCAAAGACGCUAGUUCUCAAGACUGCUAUGAUAUUCCACGAACAUUUCCAAGUGAUAGAUCUAGUUCCCUUGAAGGCUUCCAUAACCACUUUAAAACCAAAAAUGUAUUGACAGUGGGAAGUGUAUCAAGUGAGGAGCUGGAUGAGAAUUAUGUGCCGAUGAAUCCCAACUCUCCGCCGAGACAGCAUUCCAGCAGUUUUACGGAGCCCAUUCAGGAGGCAAAUUAUGUGCCCAUGACCCCAGGGACGUUUGAUUUCUCCUCAUUUGGAAUGCAAGUUCCUCCUCCUGCUCAUAUGGGCUUCCGGUCCAGCCCCAAGACCCCUCCCAGAAGGCCCGUCCCCGUUGCAGACUGUGAACCACCCCCCGUGGAUAGGAACCUCAAGCCGGACAGAAAAGCCAAGCCAGCACCUUUAGAAAUAAAACCUUUGCCAGAAUGGGAAGAAUUACAAGCCCCAGUUCGGUCUCCCAUCACCAGAAGUUUUGCUCGAGAUUCUUCUAGGUUUCCCAUGUCUCCCCGACCGGAUUCAGUGCAUAGCACAACUUCAAGCAGUGACUCGCAUGACAGUGAAGAGAAUUAUGUGCCCAUGAACCCAAACCUAUCUGGUGAAGACUCGAAUCAUUUUGGCAAUCUUGAUGGAGGAAGUAGCCCUAUGAUCAAGCCCAAAGGAGACAAACAAGUGGAAUACCUCGAUCUAGAUUUAGAUUCUGGAAAAUCCACACCACCACGUAAACAAAAGAUCAGUGGCUCAGGAAGCGGUGUAGCAGACGAGAGAGUGGAUUAUGUUGUGGUUGACCAACAGAAGACCCUCGCUCUGAAGAGCACCCGAGAAGCCUGGACAGACGGGAGACAGUCCACAGAAUCCGAAACACCAACCAAGAGUGUGAAAUGA